Molecule: messenger RNA, 1709 nt
Organism: Indicator indicator
Lineage: Eukaryota; Metazoa; Chordata; Aves; Piciformes; Indicatoridae
Gene: SNX16
Product: sorting nexin 16
Exons: 7
Coding region: 11-1051 (346 amino acids)
Biological process (GO): early endosome to late endosome transport; endosome to lysosome transport; protein targeting to lysosome
Cellular component (GO): extrinsic component of endosome membrane; early endosome; late endosome
Molecular function (GO): phosphatidylinositol binding
Source: RefSeq, a predicted model, not a curated record
UUGAUGAAGGAUGGCAACACCAUAUGUUCCUGUUCCUAUUCCUAUUGGAAGUUCAUCAUCCAGCUUUACAAACAGAAACCAAAGAAGUCCAUCUUUUGGGAGCAUCUCAACAAGUUCCAGCUCUUCAAAAGGACAGUUGGAGGACUCCACAACUGGUAGUUUUAAAAAGAUGAGCGUGCCUGACCAAACUGAUUCUACAUCAUCUUUGUGCAGUAGUCCAGUUGUUAGGACUAAAUUUACAGGUGUGGAUACAUCCAUAGAAUACUGUAGUCAGCCUGUAGAAGAAGUUGAGGAGAACACAGAUUCCAGGAGCUGGGAAGAUCGACCAUCUACACCUACUAUACUGGGUUAUGAGGUGAUGGAGGAAAGGGCAAAAUUCACUGUAUACAAAAUACUGGUAAACAGAAGUCCAGAGGAAAGUUGGGUGGUUUUCAGGCGCUACACUGACUUCUCCAGGCUUAAUGACAAGCUAAAAGAUAUGUUCCCAGGCUUUCGGUUGGCCCUUCCACCAAAGCGCUGGUUCAAGGAUAAUUACAAUCCUGACUUCUUGGAGGAUCGACAGCUGGGACUGCAAGCAUUCCUCCAGAACCUGGUAGCUCACAAAGAUAUUGCUAACUGUCUUGCAGUGAGAGAAUUUCUUUGUCUGGAUGAUCCUCCAGGUCCUUUUGACAGUCUAGAAGAGAGCAGGGCUUUCUGUGAAACUCUGGAGGAAACAAAUUACCGUCUGCAGAAAGAGCUGCUGGAGAAACAAAGGGAGGUUGAAUCACUGAAGAAAUUGUUGAGUGAAAAGCAACUUCAUAUAGAUGCUGUUGAAAGAAGAAUUAGGGACCUAUCUGUAGGAAAAAUGACUCGUCAAAUGUCAGGAGAAGAAAGUGAGUGCAGUGGUGAGGUGGAGUCUUCUGCAGUAGAAGCAGACCAGGGUACCCUGGGUGAGGACAGCUGCUCAGACAAGGAGAGCCACAAGGCUUGCUGGAGUGGCUCUUUGGCUGAAAAUUCUGUACCAGAAAUUGAAGUUGCUGAAGUGGCCUAUACUGCUGAUGAAGAAGAGUAGACAGUAGCAGCUGCUCUGACCUGGGAAAGGUUCAUCUUUGGGACACACUUUUCGGGUAGGGGAAUAGAGUAGCUGUGAAGAACUUACAGCAAAGAGCAAGAAUGCACAUCUUGAAUGUUUACAUAAAUCCUUAGAGAUUAUUAAUGUAAGAAGUAUACCCUGUGCUGCUUUCAGUUUUUUAUCUAGCCAUUAUAUAUUUAAUAUAUUACAGUCUAAUGAGGGCUAAAAUCAGCUGAAGUUCUGAUAUAGUGUACAUACACCAUUUGGCUGAGGAAAGCUUCACAUUACAUCACCAGACACAUCUAACUAGCAUGUCCUAUGUUGCCAGUGAUGUGACAUGUCUGAAGCGUUCAUCUGUUUGGUAUGUGUGUUUUCAUAGUCUUACAGCCAUAAAUUGAUGCCUGUUGCAGUAAGAAUGGACUCAUCCUAUGUUUAACAUGAGUGUAGAACAUGUUGGUUUUAAAUUCUAAAACUGCAGAUUAUUUCUCUGGAAAUUUUAAAGCAAUGCAAUAGGAAAGCUUUACAGUACCAUGAGAAAAGUACUUAAAAAAUGGGACUAGAGUUGGACAUUUUUUUAAAAAAAAAAAGUGGUCAUUUUUGCUGAAGGAACUGAUCUGAGACCCCCAAAACACUGUGUAUUUUCAUCCCAAGACAGCAU